Lactuca saligna is the source of this 303-nucleotide messenger RNA. The record is from the annotation of a GenBank genome assembly. NCBI's taxonomy places the organism in Eukaryota, Viridiplantae, Streptophyta, Magnoliopsida, Asterales, Asteraceae.
AUGGUGCCAUCGUCAGACGAGGAAACUGAAUCUGAUGAUGCAGGCCUCCGUCCUCGCAAGAUACAUAAGAUUGUUUCUAUGGCCAAGCUUCCUGGUGGCAUCGAUGAUGUUCUUGGUGACAAGUUUUCUGUGCCUGGGCAGAAAGAGAGAGUGGUGGUGUCUGGUCCUUCAGUGAUUCAACCUUCUCCGUUUACUAGUUCAUUCCCUAUUGAUAUUGGUUCUGGCUCUAUUUUGGGGGGGGUGUAUCGGGCUCACCUAGAGGUUCUUCCCUACCGGAGAAGCCUACUACGAUGUGUGAAGUAA